Oncorhynchus masou masou (cherry salmon) is the source of this 7702-nucleotide messenger RNA. Its product is annotated as arf-GAP with SH3 domain, ANK repeat and PH domain-containing protein 2-like. Bases 3739 to 6597 code for a protein of 952 amino acids. The transcript is spliced from 32 exons. The record is from RefSeq and is a predicted model, not a curated record. Gene Ontology annotation, cellular component: cytoplasm. Gene Ontology annotation, biological process: positive regulation of GTPase activity. NCBI's taxonomy places the organism in Eukaryota, Metazoa, Chordata, Actinopteri, Salmoniformes, Salmonidae. Gene Ontology annotation, molecular function: protein binding; GTPase activator activity.
UCAUUGGCUGACGUUCAUCACAUAAUCUCAAUUUCGGCUUUGAAAAUCAUAUUUUCCUGUCCAAGAAACGUGAAUUUGAGAUAAACAAACGUGAUAUUUAAUUUAGCUACAAACCGUUCGAAUGUAGCUGGUGGUCGUCACAUACAUUUGGCUAUGGCGAAAUGCGUGGUUCUGGGGUAUCUGAAUCGAAGCGACAAUCAUAAAUGAGCGUUUCCGAAUCGACCUAAGAGGUUUUGACAUUUUCCUAAGGACCAGACUCGAAUAGAAGUGUGCCUUGCUGCCCUGCGAAAGACGGAAAAGUAGGAUUCAACGGAGGAGCACAUCAUAUGUGAAAAACACUUUCUGACAGACCACAUACCUCCACUUGCAAUAAGCGAUGAUGCCAUUCCUAUCAUGCCACCAUACCUCGACGAAGAUGUUGCAACGGCUAAGCACGGGAGGAUACGCUCAUGAUUACUUUGAUUGAUAGCUUUCUUAUCGCAAUGAUUGUAGUCGUUGUUUUUCGUAAUCCCUGUCUACAUAUAUUUUAUUUACAGAAUGUUGAAGAAGAAUAUGAUGAGCCAGCACGAGACAGAACCAUCUGCAUCUAUGUAAGUCUAGGUCCUGUGAACUGGUUGAAAGCACCAAGACAAAGACAAGACAAGGAUCUGUCCCUGGCUCUGUUGACCAAGAAGUUCCUAAGGCUAUUGCGUGGCAUCCAUCAUGGUUUCAUAGACCUUAACCUCGCGGCAAAGAACCUCAUCACAAGCAAACCGAGGGUCUAUGACCUCACCAACUGCCUGGAAGGGACCAACCUUAUUCAGAAACAAGAUCAAGUGGUUAGGUCCGUGUCCAGUCACCAGUUUUGUGGGGCCGAAGCAGAGGUUUUAGUGGGAGCUGCAGAACCUGAAGACGGUGGAGGAAAGUCUAGAUGAGCUCAUCAAGACCUGUGCACAGCAGCUCUUUGACAUGACGGACAGCCUAGACAACAUAGAAUAUCCUUUUAGAACAUAAACACUGUAAAAAAAAAACUGUUGGUCACUAAAUCCGUCUAGAAGGACCAUGUAAAAGUGGUCGGAUGGUAGGACCUCGCUCGUCUGAGCGGUGGGCUGUGAAUGACCUCACCUGUCUGAGCGGUGGGCUGUGAAUGCACUCGCUCGUCUGAGCGGUCGGCUCUGAAUGCACUCGCUCGUCUGAGCGGUCGGCUCUGAAUGCACUCGCUCGUCUGAGCGGUCGGCUGUAAAUGCACUCGCACGUCGGAGCGGUCGGCUCUGAAUGCACUCGCACGUCGGAGUGGUCGGCUCUGACUGCCCUCGCCCGUCGGAGUGGUCUGCUGUGAAUGCCCUCGCCCGCUGGAGUAGUGUGUCUCAGGGGAGUAGGUGGGCCGACUCUGGGAGAACCAGUAAUGAUUGUGCUCCCGUGAAGGUGAUGAUGGCUUUAGCCGGAGGUGCCUAGAGUUGUGGAGGUCAAGAAUGUAGCAGCUGUACCGGUGCUCCCUCGGCAGUGACUGAGGCCGGGGGGGCCAAGAGUUGUGGAGGUCAGGAAUGUAGCAGCUGUACCGGUGCUCCCUCGGCAGUGACUGAGGCCGGGUGGGCCAAGAGUACUCCCUCCUGAUCUCUUGCUGCUUGUGACGUAGGUACUCGUAUUCCCUCAUCACCUCACAACUGGUGAGUGUGUGGUCACACUCUGACCACUGAGGAGGCCUGGAGCAGGGCUGGUAGUCUCUUAGAUGAGUGGUGUGUAGGGCCUUGCAACUCAUCUUCCUCCGGUGCAUGACGGCUUUGUGUGUCAGAGUGGGCUGAGGUGGGUGGUGACAGCAGCCCCAUACGUCGUAGAGAUGCAGGAUAACUCGUCUGCAUCCUGGGGCGUGGAAACGACUCCUCUUCUGGGUACUUCAAUAUCUCAACUAUAGCAGGUCAGAAUCUGGUGAUACGAAGGACAAGUUAGAAGGACCAUGUAAAAACGGUUGACUGGUAUGCCCUCCCCCAUCUGAGCAGUCGGCUAUGAAUGCCCUCACCCGCUACACAGGGCAUUCGGAAAGUAUUCACAACCCUUCCCUUUUUCCACAUUUUGUUAUGUUACAGCCUUAUUCUAAAAUAGAUUUUGUUUAAUGGUUCCUCAUCAAUCUGCACACAAUACCCAAUCAUGACAAAGCGAAAACAGUUGCAAAUGUAUUAAAAAUAAAAAUAGAAAUUCCUUAUUUACAUAAGUAUUCAGACCCUUUUAUGUGACUCUAAAUUGAGCUCGGGUGCAUUCUGUUUCUAUUGAUCCUCCUUGAGAUGUUUCUACAACUUGAUUGGCGUCCACCUGUGAUUUAAUUAAACUGAUUGAACAUGAUUUGGAAAGGCACACACCUGUCUAUAUAGUAGACAGUGCAUGUCAGAGCAAAAACCAAGACAUGAGGUCAAAAUAAUUGUCCUUAGAGCUCCGAGAUAGAUCUGUGCCUCGACACAAUCCUAGGGAAGGGUACCAAAACAUGUCUGCAGCAUUGAAGGUCCCCAAGAAUACAGUGGCCUCUAUCAUUCUUAAAUGGAGGAUGUUUGGAACCACCGAGACUCUUCCUAGAGCUGGCCACCCAUCCAAACUAAGCAAUCUUUGGAGAAGGGUCUUGAUCAAGGAGGUGACCAAGAACCCGAUGGUCACUCUGUGGAGAUGGGAGAACCUUCCAGAAGGACAGCUAUCUCUGCAGCACUCCACCAAUCAGGCAUUUGUGGUAGAGUGGCCAGACAGAAGCCACUCCUCAGUAAAAGGCACACGACAGCCCGCUUGAAGUUUGCCAAAAGGCACCUAAAGGACUCAUAGCAUGAGAAACAAAAUUCUCUGGUGUGAUGAAACCAAGAUUGAACUAUUUGGCCUGAAUGCCAAGUGUCACGUCUGGAGGAAAGCUGGGUCCAUCCCUACGGUGACGCAUGGUGGUGGCAGCAUCAUGCUGUGGGGAUUUAUUUUUAACGGCAGGAACUGGGUGACUAGUCAGGAUUGAGGGAAAGAUGAACAGAGCAAACUACAGAGAGAUCCUUGAUGAAACCUGCUCCGGAGCGCUCAGGACCUCAGAUUGGGGUGAAGGUUCACCUUCUAACAGGAUAACGACCCUAAGCACACAGCUAAGACGAUGCAGGAGUGGCUUCGGGACAAGUCUUUGAAUAUCCUUGAGUGGCCCAGCCAGAGCCCGGACUUGAACCUGAUUGAACUUCUCUGCAGAGACCUGAAAAUAGCUGUGCAGCUAUGCUCCCCAUCCAACCUGACAGAGCUUGAGAGGAUCUACAGAGAAGAAUGAGAGAAACUCCCCAAAUACAGGUGUGCCAAGCUUGAAGCGUCAUACAAAAGAAGACUUGAGGCUGUAAUCGCUGCCAAAGAUGCUUCAACUGUAUCCUCUUUAAUUGCCUCUGCACAUUUGUAUUCAUGACCCACCGAGACAUCAGUGGUGUAUCAAGGUGUUCCAGGAGCAGACGGUCGUUGCCAUUAAGGCCCUGGAGAAGACCAAGCUGGAGCUGCCCACACCCAAGGAGAACGGCAUCUAGAUCCACCUGAAGGGAGGCAGGGGACCAAUCAAAGUGUUGACCUGUGAGCUGGGCGGGCCUCAGUGUAACACACAGGGAAGUAGAAAGACCAGACUUUCUGGUUUUGGAGGAGAGAUCAUGCUUCUGCACACAGGUUCUAGAUGUAGACAGAGGAGUACUUCACAAGAUCAAGAAGUCUGUCAAGGCCAUAAACAUCUCUGGCCUGGCCCACGUUGACAAUGAGGAGCAGUACAUUCAGUCUAUGGAGAAGUUCGGAGACAACUGUGUCUCAAGAGAGGAUCCGGAAGUGGGCUCAGCCUUCCUCAAGUUCGCCAUCUUUACCAAAGAGCUCACAGCCCUCUUCAAGAACCUGUUGCAGAACAUGAACAACAUCAUCACCUUCCCCUUAGACAGUCUACUGAAAGGAGACCUGAAAGGGGUCAAAGGGGACCUUAAAAAGCCUUUUGAUAAAGCCUGGAAGGAUUAUGAAACUAAAGUCACUAAGAUAGAGAAGGAGAAGAAGGAGCAUGCGAAGCAGCAUGGGAUGAUACGGACAGAGUUCAGUGGAGGAGAGAUCGCUGAGGAGAUGGAGAAGGAGAGGCGCCUCUUUCAGCUCCAGAUGUGUGAGUAUCUUCUCAAAGUGAAUGAAAUUAAAACGAAGAAGGGGGUCGACUUUCUCCAGAACCUCAUCAAAUAUUUCCACGCCCAAUGCAACUUUUUCCAGGAUGGUCUGAACACAGUGAAUAGCCUCAAACCUUCCAUAGAGAAACUGGCUACAGACUUUACUAUAAUCAAACAGACCCAAGAUGGAGAGAGGAAACAGCUUAGUGAGCUCAGAGACGUUCUCAAGUCCUCCCUACAGUCUGAACAGAAAGAGGAUACCCAGGCCAAGCAGACAGGAUACAGCCUUCACCAGCUCCAGGGGAAUAAGGCCCACGGUACAGAACGCUGCGGAAUGCUGUACAAGAAGAGUGAGGGUCUCAGGAAGGUGUGGCAAAAGAGGAAGUGUUCGGUGAAGAGCGGGUUCCUGACUAUCUCCCAUGGAACGGCUAACACACCACCAGCCAAACUCAACCUGCUUACCUGUCAAGUGAAGCGUAACCCGGACGAGAAGAAAAGCUUUGAUCUCUUCUCACAUGACAGAACCUAUCACUUUCAAGCUGAGGAUGAGGCAGAGUGUCAGAUAUGGAUCUCAGUCCUGCAGAACAGUAAGGAGGAAGCCCUGAACGAUGCCUUCAAAGGAGACCAGGACGAGGGAGGGGAGAACAACAUAGUCCAGGAGCUGACCAAGGCCAUCGUCAGCGAGGUCAAGAGGAUGAGCGGCAACGAUGUGUGCUGCGACUGCGGAGCGCCCAAUCCAACCUGGCUCUCCACUAACCUGGGAGUGCUCAUCUGCAUCGAGUGUUCUGGAAUCCACAGGGAGAUGGGUGUCCACUACUCUCGAAUACAGUCUCUCACACUGGACGUCCUGGGAACCUCAGAGCUCCUGCUGGCUAAGAAUGUAGGGAACGCAGGUUUCAAUGAGAUCAUGGAGGCGGACCUGUCUGCACAGAGCGUGACUAAACCCAACCCCUCCAGUGACAUGCAGACGAGGAAGGACUACAUCACAGCCAAGUACACGGAGAAGCGUUUUGCUCAGAGGAAGUGUGUGGACGUGGCGUCUAGGCUGCACGUCCUGUGUGAGGCAGUGAAGACCCGAGACAUCCUCUCUCUCAUCCAGGUCUAUGCUGAAGGAGUGGACCUGAUGGAGACCAUCCCGCUGGCCAAUGAGCAUGAACCGGGUGAGACAGCACUACACCUAGCAGUACGAAUGGUGGACCGCAACUCCCUCCAUAUUGUGGACUUCCUGGCCCAAAAUAGUGGGAACUUGGAGAAGCAGACAGCCAAAGGGAGCACGGCACUGCACUACUGCUGCCUGACCGACAACAGUGAGUGUCUCAAACUGCUACUGCGGGGCAGGGCCUCAGUCAGUAUUGCCAACGAGGCAGGAGAAACACCAAUGGACAUCGCCAAGCGCCUCAAACAUACGCAGUGUGAGGAGCUGCUGACCCAGGCCGAGACGGGGAAGUUCAACGUCCACGUGCAUGUGGAGUAUGAGUGGCGGCUCAGCAACGACGACAACCUGGACGAGAGCGAAGAUGAGAUGGAGGACAAGCCCAUCCCCUACAGACGGUCAGAGCAGGAACGUCCUGUCAGCUGUUUCGUCCCGAGCAGUGGUCUCAUGGGUCCAAUGCCAGGUGGUCCCAACAUGGCCUCCCUGGCCCGUGACGCAGCCAGCCUGGCCAGAGACAAGCAGAGAGCCCAUCUCCCCAGCAUGAUGAUGAACAACGAGACCUAUGGCACCAUUCUGGAACUCAGCCCCCCUCCCUCCGGCGUGCCAGCGUUACCGGUGGUACCCACCCCUCACCUUCCCCCCAGGACAGCCACCAAAGGUCCACGGUGGAAGCAGGCUCCUAUGGAGGGGGUGGGUAGACAGAGGUCCUCCUCAGACCCCCCAGACCCUCACACCCCAGACCCCAACAGCUCCAUGUAUGUGCUUCCUCCAACUGCUCCCCCUCCCCCUGUGAACAAGAGGACUAAUGUGAUGGAGCCUAGAGGCCAUAAGACUGGUCCUCUACCACCUUUACCUCCAGUAUUACCUGGGCCUCCAGUGCCAACGGUCAUCCCAGGAGCACCAGUCCAACCAACAGCACCCCCCUUCAAACCCACACAGCCCCCUCCUGUCCCCGCACACCAUCCCAGCAGGAGAGCCACAGGGCCCAAGUCACCUCAAUCACAGACUAGUUCAGAUAAACCCACUCCUAAAGGACCUCCCACCAGGACUGCUGGACCAACUGAUGGACCAGUACAGGCUGCUCCUGUACCUGGCUCCCCUCACAGCCUUAGUCCCACCCCCCCAACACUGAAGCCCCGCACCAACCACCCUAAACAGAAACCCAAGAGAGUGAAAGCCAUCUAUAACUGUUCUGCUGAUAACUCAGAUGAGUUAACUUUCACAGAGGGAGAGGUGAUCGUAGUGGAUGGAGAGGAGGACCCGGAGUGGUGGUUUGGACAUAUAGAGGGGGAGCCGACCAGGAGAGGGGUCUUCCCUGUGAAAUUUGUACACUUCAUCACUGACUGAUGCAUCUGAUGGUGUGACCGAAGCUGUCUCUCGCCUCUAGGCUGUCUUUAUCUAUGGCUGUAUCAGAAGAGGCUGGUGGGAGGAGCUAUAGGAGGGCAGACUCAUUGUAAUGGCUAGAAUGGAAUUGAUGGAACAGAGUCAAGCAUGUGAUUUCCAUAUGUUUGAUACUGUUCCAUUUAUUCCAUUCCAGACAUUAUAAUAAACCCGUCCUCCUACAGCUCCUCCUACCAGCCUCCACUGGUCUUUAUGUGAGACUGUGAGUGAAAAAGAUGUAGAAUGUGCACUGUGUGUAUGAUGUUAUUCUCAUGCAUCCAAACAUCAAAAGAAAAUGUCUGCUUCCCAAAUAGUACCCUAUUCCCUACAUAGUGCACAACUUUUGACCAGAGUCCUAUGGGUCCUGAUCAAUGGUAGGGCACUGUAUAGGGAAUGUAUAAUAACAGAAUGUUAGAAUGUUCUACAAUUAUGGAAAAUGUGUGACAAACUAUGUAACAACAUUAACCAAAUAAGAGGCAAGGAGAAAACUGUUCAGCCCGCACCCCAAGUGUUGAGAAACUUCAGUUUGUUGGGACAACUGGAAAUAACUGGAGAAAGAUUCUGGUUAGACUAUGGCUAGAAUUCAAUCCAAUCGUACUUCGUCCACAAUGUGCAUUUUAAAGGCAAUGUUCCCUCGUUCGCGGAGACCACAUUCAUGGUAUACGCUGCACAUGUCGGCUUAAUCAAAGAUGACCUUAAAAUGGUGUGUUGUCCCUCAGAUCCAGUAAUGUGUAUUGUGUUAUUAACUCAAUGGGUAUUGAAAGAGUAAACUCAUAAUGUAAUAAAACAUAUUGUACAGACAUUCAAAGUUUUCUACAUAUUACAUAGUCAUUAAACUGCUGUGAAUCACAAACACUUACCACUGUGCAUGGUCAUCACUGACCACCUCUGCUGAUGGGAAACUGAUAUGUUUGAUCCUAACAUAGAAAAACAUCUAAUUUAUCAAGAAAGCAUUUGUGAAUAUAUAUCAUGCUAUCGAAAGGGUUACAGGGUAACUCUGUAUGUACAUUGUUGUAGCUGUACAAUGAUCUUCCCUCUUGUUCUUUACAAGGUCAUUAAAACAUGAAAUGGC